UGGGAAUCAUCCCAGUAAUUCACUCAAGGCAAUUUAUAACAACUCUGCCUACAUGUCUUUAAUACACCUGAUGCUUUAUCGAUAAGUGACGUUCGUGCAAUCGGUUUUGAUGACAUAUCCACAGCGAAGAAAAAACAAUUGCAUUUUCAAUCUGACAACAUGAAAAUUGCUUUUGUAAAUAUAUAGUGCUAACUGAAAAUAACUCCAACAAUAAAUAAAAGGCCAAGUUACCGUAGUCGCUCAUAAUAACAACCUAAUUUUAUCCCCAGCGAAUUAUCGAUUAGGAUACGAUUUUUGUUGUUCAGAAAACGAGUCGUAGAGCGAAUCACAAAAAGGCCAGGUCGACAUACUUGAGGUUGCGCAGAAAUGUCAUCCACAACGAAACCUCGAAAACAACCAACUGCUAUUUCGCGGAUGAAACAAGACUAUAUGCGGCUGAAACGUGAUCCCUUGCCAUACAUAACCGCCGAACCAUUGCCGAGCAACAUACUUGAGUGGCAUUAUGUUGUAAAAGGACCAGCAAAUUCACCAUACCAGGGCGGAUACUAUCAUGGUACUUUGCUGUUUCCGCGCGAGUUCCCUUUCAAACCGCCCUCCAUUUAUAUGCUGACACCUAACGGGCGCUUUAAGACCAAUACGAGACUUUGCCUGAGCAUAUCUGAUUUUCACCCUGAUACUUGGAAUCCUACGUGGUGUGUAGGCACUAUACUCACCGGCUUAUUAAGCUUUAUGUUAGAGACAACACCGACACUCGGUUCAAUCGAAUCGACACAAUAUGAGAAGCAGCAAUAUGCAAAAAAAUCGCUUGCAUUCAAUUUAAAAAAUCAACACUUUCGUGAAUUAUUCCCUGAAAUUUGUGAGGAAAUCAAUAAACUCUUGGAAGACGAACAGAUUUCACUGACCACGGCGAAUGGUGAUUGCAGGACAAAUAGUAAUAGUGAAACAAUCAAUGGUGAAUUAAGUGGGCGAGAUGGCAAUGCAGAUAACGCACAAAAUAAGGGAAGUGGCUCAAACAGUACAGCGAACUCUUUAUUCAAUUGGCAGUCGAUUUAUUCAAAUUUAAUAAUUUUAAUAAGCUUUGCAAUAUUUGCGCUAAUGGUAAAUUAUGUGAUCAAGAAUAUAAACCAAGAAUAAAAAUCUAUGUAGAAAAACUUACCAUUACCCAAUUCCACACCUAUUAUGCCCUUUGAUAUAUAGGCGAGUUAUUAAAAUUGUAUUUCAUUCCUCUACAAUACAUAAAAAUAUAUAUGUAUGUGUAUUAAAUAUAAUAUUGUAUUAUAAAUAAUACAACGCUAGAAUAUAAAUUAAGCAAUAAACUUUUAUUUGUAAAUAUUAGCA
Molecule: messenger RNA, 1338 nt
Organism: Anastrepha obliqua
Lineage: Eukaryota; Metazoa; Arthropoda; Insecta; Diptera; Tephritidae
Product: ubiquitin-conjugating enzyme E2 J2-like
Exons: 4
Coding region: 367-1134 (255 amino acids)
Source: RefSeq, a predicted model, not a curated record